Messenger RNA from Torulaspora delbrueckii, 1881 nucleotides. RefSeq names its product NAPDH-dependent diflavin reductase (gene TAH18). Gene Ontology annotation, molecular function: FMN binding; flavin adenine dinucleotide binding; NADPH-hemoprotein reductase activity. Gene Ontology annotation, cellular component: cytosol. The record is from RefSeq and is a predicted model, not a curated record. The transcript has a single exon. Lineage: Eukaryota; Fungi; Ascomycota; Saccharomycetes; Saccharomycetales; Saccharomycetaceae. The coding region runs from base 1 to 1881 and encodes 626 amino acids.
AUGAAUCGAAGCAAAUCAUCCAAGAGAAUUGCAAUUCUCUACGGGUCGGAGACCGGAAAUGCUCAAGAUUUCGCCGCCAUCCUUUCCUAUAAAUUACACAGAUUACAUUUGCCUCAUACUCUAAAUUCUCUAGGUGAUUACACGCCUCAUGAUAUUUUAGACUGCCGAAACCUUUUCAUUAUCUGUUCGACUACAGGGCAAGGUGAGCUGCCUCGUAAUGCGAUAGAGGCUUCUCAUGGAUUGAAUAAAAAAAAUACUUUAUGGUCUUUCCUUAAGAAGAGGAAUUUGCCUGCUGAUUUUUUGAAUCAUUUAAGUGUCUCAUUCUUAGGUUUAGGUGAUUCCUCUUAUCCAAAAUUCAAUUACGCUAUCAGAAAACUUCACAAUAGAAUAGUCAGUCAGCUCGGUGCCAAAGAGCUUUUCCAUAGGCUUGAAGCCGAUGAACAAUCUAUGGCAGGUAGUAACAAAGGAUCAGGUGCGAGUAUAGAGGCCGUUUACUUUGAAUAUGAAAAGAGAAUACUUAAGUACUUACGUGAGACCUAUCCUACGAGAAAGGUCAAUGGGCAAAUCGUUGAACGUACUGAAUUUGCCGCUGAAGCAUAUCUUGAACCUCCCUCAUGCUUGUUACUUGACAGCGAUGAAGAUGGACAUAUCGUGCAGGAAAAUCUGACUUUUAACGGUGAUGAUUCGGUGAACGUUGGGACGGUGAAGAUCAAUGAUAGACUUACUCACCCAGAGCAUUUUCAAGACGUGAGACAGUUUGUGUUUAAUGGCAAAAAGGCUCACGAGUACGGACCAGGAGACACUAUUUCUAUUUACCCAUGUAAUUCAGAUGAUUCCGUGAAGCAAUUUUUAGAAAUUCAACCACAUUGGAAAUCUGUUGCAGAUAAACCACUGAAAUUAAGCCACGGGAUUCCUAAUAAUCUGAAGGAUGGUGGUUUCGUUAAACCAUUAACUUUGAGAAACUUGCUGAAAUAUCACUGUGAUAUCAUGAGCAUUCCAAGAACUAGCUUUUUCAUGAAGGUUUGGACAUUUGCAACAGAUGUUGGGCGUAUGGAAAGAGGUCGAGAACAGCUAGAGCAGCAGCGGGAAAAGCUCCACCAAUUCGCCACUGAUGAAGAUAUGCAAGAUCUUUUCGACUACUGCAACCGACCAAGAAGAUCUCUUUUGGAAGUUUUGCAAGACUUUCCCUCUUUAAAGUUACCUUGGGAAUUCGCUUUGGAUUAUUUACCUAUUAUCAAGCCACGACUCUUCUCUAUAUCAAGUGGACCAAACGACCCCAACAUAGAGCUCACAAUUGCCAUCGUGAGAUAUAAGACCAUUCUUCGGAGAAUCAGAAAGGGAAUUUGUACUAAUUUUAUUAUCAACUUGUCCCCAGGUGACAAAUUCCGAUACAAGGUACAAAAUAACAAUCUAUUUCUCAACAAGGAGCUUAAGGAGAAACCAAUGAUUUUAAUUAGUCCGGGAGUCGGUAUUGCACCGAUGAUGUCGCUAAUAAGAUCCGAUGUCUCUAAAAACUUAAAGCUUUUCUUUGGCAACAGGAUGAUGGAAAGGGACUUCCUAUACAAGGAGAUACUUCAGGACUGGGACAAGGAGGAAAGGAUAACGCUAUACACCUGCUUUUCGCGAGACCCAAAGAAUUCUCCAAAAUUCAAAUACGUCCAAGAUAUUUUAUGGAGUAUAGGCGAGUUCAUCGCUAAAUUGAUACAUGACCAAGGCGCCACAAUUUAUGUUUGUGGGUCUUCAAAUAAGAUGCCCAUCCAGGUCAGAAUAACAAUUUUGGAGAUAUUAAAAAAAUGGGUGAAUUUUGAGGACGAGGAUGCAGCGAUCAGAUACAUGAAAGAUAUGGAGAAAGACGAUAGAUACCUACAGGAAACAUGGUGA